AUGCCUAACUCAAGCGAGCAGUCGCAUUUUGGUGCCUCUCUGGACCAGCGUGGUCCUGGAUGGAGCGAAGGCCAGACCGUCAGGGCCGCGAGUCCCUGUCACUACUGUGGUACCGUCGCCGGGCGCAGGAAUUCUUUGCCGCUGGGCGGGGGAGAUGGUCGAGCGUGGCUUCACCAUCACCUAGACCUCGGUGAGAAACGGGAUCCGCUUCUCCAGCCCUCCCUGUACCGGCAGAUCCAGCAGGACCGGCAUGAGCAGCAAGUACUGAGGAAGAGCUCUGUGCCAGAUCUGAGCAGCAGCCUCUACGUCAGACAAGUAAUGGCAGGCCGGGCCUCAGCACCACCGCAGGAUUACUACCUGGCUGACGCUACCUUAUCUGGCCAGCCACCUGAAGAGUCUGGGUUUUACAGGGAUAACCGGCAGUUGCUCAGCAGAUCAGCUUCGCAUUAUGGGGGGGUGAGGCCUACCUGGGAUCAAGGACAAGGAAGGGCCACACCUUCCGUGCUGGCCUCUGCUUCUACACCUACCCCCGCACCUCCUCCCCCUCCCCCUCCUCCCCCGCCUCCUCCGCCACCUCCUCCCCCUCCCCUCCACGAGCUGAGCCGUUUGUACCGGGAAACUCUGGGAUCUAAGAUGAUCCCAGACGUCCAGCGUAUUGGUGGCCGCUCUGCCUCUCCUGCAGUCUACGGGGUUCAGCCCCCGCUUCCUGUUUAUGCCGCUGAGCCACCGUCUCUGUCCGCUUGUCCAGCUUAUAACGGUAUCAGCAGCUUUUCCUUGGAACCCCGCCAGCCAGCUGCCACCAGUUCAGUGGUGGACCCAGCUUCUCAGGGAAUGGACGGAGCUCUCCCCCGGGCUUAUGGAGCUGUAGCCUCCCAGAGGCUGCCUUAUGACCCAAACUAUGACCCCAGCUCAGCCAUGGUGGCGGCCACAGCUGGGAUGACCUCCGGCCUGCCUCCUCACCAUCCCAGCGCCGCAGACCCCAAGAAGAUGGUGGACCCUAACUUCUUGGCUUUCCUACGAGCUGAAGGCUUGGCUGAGAGCACAAUUACUCUCCUGCUGCAACAUGGCUUUGAUUCCACUGCCACGCUGGGGAUGAUGGAGGACCACGAUGUCCGGUCUGUGGCCCCGAACUUGGCCCAGGCCCGCGUUCUGUCUCGUGUGGUUCUCGGUUGCAAGACAGGUGCUCCGGCAGCACGCACCCGAUCGAACAGCUUCAGCCACCGCAAUGAUCUCUACAUGCAGCCACAGGGUUUGACUAUGGACCCCAACCUGAUGCAGCAGCCUCCCACCACCAUCCAGACAGUGUCCCCUAGGAUGGGAGAGUUUCUUGGUAGAAGACCCAGCAGCGCGCCCUCCCAACAUCUCCUGGAGACCACCACCUACCCAGGAGCACGGCCCCUGGCAACUGGAGCUUUUCCAGUCAGUCCUGGAGGAUAUAGCAAUGCUGUGACUCAGGGACGACCCUUCUCCAUGUACAAUGCUCACACCGGUCUCGCUAUGUCUGCUCUUGGACAACAGCCUCCACCAGCUCCAGGCACCCCUGGAGCAGCGCCCAAAACCUUCUCUGGCUCCUAUUCUCCCAUAGAGCUAAUGAAGAGAGCCCCCAACCUUCCCCCAGCGUCGCCUGUAGCGGCACCGAGCCCCCUUCACAGCCCACAACUUCUCCGGAAAGGGAUCAGUGCUGCUCCCGAGAGCACCAUUGUUCCCGUUACUUCUUCCACCACUCUCCAAGCGCAAAACCUUAACAACAACAAGAUGGUCGGACGCCGCACUGGUCCACCUGUCAUAGUCUCAACCAUGACCACCACUCCCGACACAAGUAUUCGGCCCCAAAUCAUGAACGGGCCAAUGCACCCGCGCCCCUUGGUGGCCCUGCUGGACGGGCGUGACUGCACCGUGGAGAUGCCCAUCCUGAAAGACUUAGCAACCGUCGCCUUCUGCGACGCCCAGUCCACACAAGAGAUCCACGAGAAGGUGCUUAAUGAGGCGGUGGGAGCCAUGAUGUACCACACCAUCACCCUGACCAGAGAGGACCUGGAAAAGUUUAAAGCUCUACGCAUCAUCAUCCGCAUCGGCAGCGGCUACGACAACAUCGACAUCAAGGCGGCCGGAGAGCUUGGCAUCGCUGUGUGCAACAUUCCCUCGGCAGCUGUGGAGGAGACGGCGGACUCCACCCUGUGCCACAUCCUUAACCUUUACCGGCGAAACACCUGGCUGUACCAGGCUCUCCGGGAGGGCACGCGGGUCCAGAGCGUGGAGCAGAUCCGGGAGGUGGCGUCCGGCGCCGCCCGCAUCCGUGGGGAAACCCUGGGCCUCAUCGGUUUUGGUCGUUCGGGCCAGGCGGUGGCGGUGCGGGCCAAGGUCUUCGGCUUCAACGUCAUCUUCUACGACCCCUACCUGCAGGACGGCCUGGAGCGCUCGCUGGGCGUCCAGCGCGUCUACACCCUGCAGGACCUGCUCUACCAGAGCGACUGCGUCUCCCUGCACUGCAACCUGAACGAGCACAACCACCACCUCAUCAACGACUUCACCAUCAAACAGAUGCGUCAGGGCGCGUUCCUGGUCAAUACCGCACGGGGAGGCCUGGUGGAUGAGAAAGCUCUGGCCCAGGCGCUCAAGGAGGGGAGGAUACGUGGAGCUGCCUUGGACGUCCACGAGACUGAGCCCUUCACGUAGGUGCACUUAUAAAAA
Stegastes partitus (bicolor damselfish) is the source of this 2691-nucleotide messenger RNA. Its product is annotated as verprolin-like. Gene Ontology annotation, cellular component: nucleus. The record is from RefSeq and is a predicted model, not a curated record. Gene Ontology annotation, biological process: regulation of transcription by RNA polymerase II. Gene Ontology annotation, molecular function: transcription coregulator binding; NAD binding; transcription corepressor activity. The coding region runs from base 1 to 2676 and encodes 891 amino acids. The transcript has 6 exons. Lineage: Eukaryota; Metazoa; Chordata; Actinopteri; Pomacentridae.